GUUACUGGACGAGAUUCCGAAUGAUAAAACGACGGCAUUUACGUUUUGGGCCUUCGUUAUCAGAAUAUUUGAAGCCUUUUUCAGCGUGGUCAGUGUGAAUGCCUCGACUGCGAUCAUCUUCCAUUCUUAUCCACUCAGCGUUCAGAGCACCAUUAUGGGCAUAACAAAUAUGUUCUUUGGUGCGGGUUUAACCGCUGGACCGUUGCUAGGAGGCAUUUUAUACGACCUUGGCGGAUAUAAACUUCCAUUUUUCGUAAUUGGAGCAUUGAUUUUACUGUCAGUGCCAUUAAACUGCUUCGUUGUGGACAAAAAUAUUGACACUAUCAGGGAAACGAGUUCUGUGGUUGAGAUGUUCAAAACAGCUCCGGGAGUAUGCUUUCCAGCAAUGGCGAGAAUGACGACGGGGAUAGUGAAUUCGUUUAUUUUGCCAAUUCUAUCGUCGUAUUUAACUACCCAGGGCCUUCUAAGAUGGGCUAUUUUGAUUGGUCUAAUCGGAAUUAGUAUAGAUUGUUUUUUCUUGGGGCCAUGUCCGUGGUUCGAUAUUCCAAAUUAUUUAUGGCUACUGGCCCUCACCUUGUUUUUAAUUGGGUUCGGCGCUGCUGUAGGUGUGAUCGUCAUCGUUGACAUCAUGGAAAAAUGCAAAUCAAAUGGCAUGGAAGAAACGUUAGCGCUCGGUGCUUUGGUAUCCGGCGUGUAUUACUGCGCAUAUUUCCUUGGAACUGCCAUCGGACCAAUUCUUGGUGGCGCCUUCUACGCGCUUUGGGGAUGGGGGUGGACCACGACUGCAGCUGGAUUCAUCUGUAUAUUGACAAGUUUGAUCUACGCUGCGUACAUGAUCCACGAAACCAUCCGGGAAAAACGGAGAAAGGCCUAUGGAGAUCUGGAGGGACAGGAAGCCAUAACAAAAGAAUUCGAACUAAAUAACGACUUCGGCGAUGAAAAUGGAAAACUAAAUUACGGCCUCAACGAUGAAAAUGAGAAAGUCCCGAUCAGUAAAGCCUACCCGCAUUAUACGGAAGAGGAAUAAAUAUCACGUAGAACAAUUGGUUCAACAUUACCAAGGGGUAUUUUAUUUCACUCGAGAACGAGGCUGCUGAUGAACCACGUGAUUUGUUCUAUUCACAGUCACAUGUUCUUACAAUCUCUUUCCACAGGGAUUUGUGUGAUACGCAGCCUUCAAUUUCAAGUUUGUGUGGCCAUUUAUCUCACUACGCAUAAUCUUUUUCCCCAAAUCAUUUUACUUCAUAAGAAACUCACCUGCCUCAUCACGUUUUCGGAUUACAGUGCACCUUCAGCCCCAUACCGUUCAAGUUGGUCACUAUUUGGAUACACGUUCUCCGGC
This is a messenger RNA of Saccoglossus kowalevskii, 1342 nucleotides long. RefSeq names its product MFS-type transporter SLC18B1. The record is from RefSeq and is a predicted model, not a curated record. Gene Ontology annotation, biological process: transmembrane transport. Lineage: Eukaryota; Metazoa; Hemichordata; Enteropneusta; Harrimaniidae. Gene Ontology annotation, molecular function: transmembrane transporter activity.